CGAUAGGUAGCCGGAGAGGAAAGACGAAUUGUGUAUCCUGUGUCGCGCUGUCAUAAUAAUUACUUUACAAGCAGAAGGAGCUAGUGUAUUGAUUAUUCAAUCCGGAGAUUGUUUAAUAGUGUCGUCUGCUGUAAAUAUAUUUAUGAGAGUUAAUUGUUUGGAAAAAUAUUGAAAUAAUAAAAUAUCAAUUACAGAGGACACACAAAAAUGACUUGUGUUCUACCAGUGACACCAUUUUAUACAAAGGCGUUCAACAAGGAUGCCAGUGCGGAGUUACAAAAUAAAGGAUGUGAUAAUUUUGAUUUUGGCUGGAUAAAUGCUCAACAUAUAAAUCCUGGAUUAUUAAGUGAUCACAUAUACACAAGCACAUGUUCGUCAGUAUCGUGCCAAGAUGAAGUUACAAAUGAACUGUCUGCAACCAUAAAACCCGUGCAAUUUGAUUUGCAUAAUGAAGAAUGCCAGGACACAUAUAUAAAGGCAAUGGACAAGGAAAGACAUAAACCUUUAAGAGGUGAUAACAAGUUUGAAAUUUGCAAAAAGACACAAACGAAACCAGAGCCACAACAUUCAACGAAGCACGGAGUCAAAAGAAAAGCAGAUGUUACGGAGCCCGAAGAAUUAUAUAUUCCAUCCAAACGAGUCUCGCCAUUCUUAAACACACCCAAGGAAAGAAAGGACGAACGAAAGAACAUUUUGAAAAUUUCAGUUAAAAAGUUAAAACAAUUAGACGACCCCGAAACAUUUCUAAGAAGAACAGUUCUAGUAAAUAAUACAAUGAAAAAACUGCAGAGGGAGUUACGAGCAGAAAAUCUUAGAAAUAAAAAUAGAAAGUAUUUUAGUGGAUAUAAAGUACUGAACAAUAAUUGUAUGUCAGAUGCUUAUUUAAUUGAUGAUCCUUUUCUGAGUGGUGUUCAUGAGAAAAUCACAGACGAUAUGACUGACACACUCAUUAAUAACGUGUUACAUGUAGAUGAUUUACCAAACAACAUAUCUAAAGAAUCCGAUAUUGAGGAAGCUUAUACUGUCAAAGACAGUGGAAAUCUCUGAAACACUGCCGAUACUUAAUUAAGUCGUUCAACUUCUUCAUAUCGUUAAAAGGAAAUUGAAGAAGUAAUUCAAAUACAUUAAGGGUAAGAAAAGAGCGUAGCCAUCAUACCUGUUAAGAUGAUAGUUGGAGGGGGAGCAAGUAGAUGCAACGGAAACAGCUGUGUAUAAAACUUAAUACAAGCUAUUUGUGAAUCCGCUUACCUAGUUCGAAAUAACACUGAGACGAAACAAAACAAUGACAAACUUUCAGUGAAGUAAGAUUCAGUUGUGCAUCUUAAUCAAAGCCCAACAUUCUUCACCCAGCUAACCAAGUAACGCUUACAAAAUUGUCCAUAUAAAGUAUACAUACAGUUCAAAAGUAUUUACGUGUUUAGAAAUUGCAAUCAUUCAACAAGAAAUUGUUUUUACUUAAAUGUUGUUUAGAAAUGUUGGACCUUGAUCAAAAGUUGGCAAGCAAGUCAUUAUCGCAUUCCUCCAAUACAUUCUUUGCUGCAUUUGACAUAAAUCAUUCGAUACAAAGCCAAAUGCUUUUAAUAAAGAAUCGUUAUCUAUAAAUAUAUUCGUUGAGAUCAACAGAAUUAUUGUUUUGGGGAAUUAGGAUCAGUGGAAAGCAAAGGGGUUGAGAAUGAGGAGAAUUCUCUUCUUUGAAUACGUUUCAUUUUAUCUGUCUAGUCAUAUCUUUUUAUUGGUUUAACAAAUUUGUUAAAAGUACAUUUCAUCAACUCGUACAACUCGUACAACAUAUUUCUGUUUUUGUAAAAUUGAAAAAAAUAAUGGACAGUUCAAACUGAAAGUAUUAUAAAGUUCCUCACCAGUUCAAAUUACCUCUGAAAGUUUUAGUUGUCUCUUUUAUGUUUUAUGCGAUUAUAGAUGAAACAAAGUUAUUUCUCUAGAAAAAUUCUUCAUAAAUGCAAUUGCAAAUCUGAAUCUUUUUAACGAUAGUGUACCUGACAUUGUAUGUAAUGAAAAAAACAACAGUUUCUUUUCGUUAAUUAAAUUCGCAAAACUUAUUUUCUCGAAACACCAAUACCAGAAACUUUUACUAAUGUUUAGUUUUCUCCCAAAUCGUCUUAGGCAUUUAAAUACAUUACGUGACUUUAAAUGAUGUGGUUUUAUUUAUUCUGAUUGCUCAACCUUCCAGCCCAUUAUUACUACAAUCGUCUACAAAACACUUACAGAAAAUAUGAAGCAUAUUAAGCAAUUAUUGUGUGUAAUUUAAUGCAUGUUUACGUUCCAAUAUGUUUUUCCUUAAAAAGUUACCUGUUGCAGACCUAAUUAAAUGCAUUUAUGUAUUUAUCAGUUUAGCAUAUAUUGUCUACUUUCCUGGAUCUAUGGCUCAAAGUUGAGAUAAAUAUAGAUAUAUCGUAAUAUUAUAAAAUGACUUCACACGCUCGCUUAGAUUUUCUUAAAUUUUAAUAGAAAAGUCACAAACUAUGCCUAAAUAUAUAACAAUAAAAGAAAGGGAAUUAAUUCAAUAGUUCUGACGUCAAGGAAACAAGGGACGUAAUUUCAACGUCAAACAGGGGAGUUAACGACGUUAUGACGUUAUUCAUCUAUCCGUAUCAGGUGAAAUGUUCCGCAUGUUUAAUUUCGGUUUGAAACAGUCAAUAAAGUAUUUUUCUUUUGUUAAUCUAGCUGAUAAACUGUUCGUUUUCAUUUUAUAAAAUGGGAAUAAAGUAAAUUUUGGUUCUGUUGUACAGCAAAUGUCUAUAUGACUUCUUAUAUAUAUGUACUUGCACGAUUCGCUAACAGUGACCUGAUGAUAAAAUGGAUAGAAUUUUAGUGAAGCUGCUUCCAUUGUAAUCAGAAACAUUUACAGUCUACUUUAAAUGAAAUAUCAAGGUAUAUUAUCUUUUACAUCAAUUUCGUUUGAAUAAAAUAUUCAUGUUGUUAUUGAUAUAUAUAUAUAUAUAUUGAAUGGGCAUUAUAGCGUUAUCUCCAUCCUUUUAUAAUGUACAACCUCUCCUGAGCGGCCCUCUCUUAAGCAAAUACCUCUCUAUAACAACAUCAUUAAAAUUUCCCUAAGCUGAAAUAUACUACCAAAUUUACCUCUCCAGAACAACAAUCUCUACAUAACAGUCAAUUCUUGUAUCUCCCAAAUAAUGUUGCUCUACAGAGGUUGCACUGUAAUAUAAUUUAUACUUUUAAAUUGAUUAUAACAGUUGCAAGACUCAAUUGUUUUUAAUAGCACAAUCUAUUACAGUGAUAACAUUACUGGAGUUGGUUUGAGACAGGUGUCAAAUGAUGGAACUAUUUUAUCUUAUAUGAAAUUCGAUUUGAUCUGACGAUCUGACAAAAAUACAUCACUCGCUAGAAUCCAUUGAGAAAGGAAAAAAAGCUGUCCAAUAGCACAUUCGGUUGGUCUGAUUCUGCAAAUGAGAUGGAAAUAAAUGCGCAACACAGCUUACGUCUUUUAGAAAUAUUAUGCAUACUUUCAAAUACGUCAAUAAUAUCCUUAUAAGGCCAUAUAAUUUAGAUAUUACGCUUACCUGAUACAAGCAUGUCUUUUGAUUACGUAAUUUUCUGCUUUCAUAUCUUAAAAUCGCCGAUACCACUAAGGCAAUAGAUUGUUAAUAGACUAGUGUGUCUGUUUUUGACAAAAAGUCUGAAUAAACCUCAUUUUCAUCUUGUAAUGUUAAUGUACGCUUAAAAUAAAUUAACGUUUGUAUAGUAUUUUUUUGAUGAUGUAAUUGAUAUGAUCUGAUAAUAGAAGUGAAGCAUUAUCAGUGAUACAUGUAUGUUGUAAUUUUUCGAAACCAUGAUUAUUUGUAAGGUAAACAUUACGACAGCUUCUUCGUGCUAAUAGUGCAACCCGUAAAGAUUGUCUACUAUAAUAUGUUAACAAAUUGAUCUCAAAGGAACGUCUAUUUUGUUAAUCGGACAGACUGUAUUUAGUUGUAUUUAUUCCCUUAUAUAUUUGGAUUUGUUUGUUUGUUUGUUUGUGCUGGGUUUAACGCCAUUUUCGACAGUAUUUCAGUCAUGUAACGGCGGGCAGUUAACCUUACCAGUGUUCCUGGAUUCUAAUCCAGUACAAACCCGUUCUCUGCAAGUAACUGCCAACUUCCCCACAUGAAUCAGAGGUGGGACUAAUGAUUUCAGACACAAUAUCGUUUAUCAAAUAGCCACGGAGAACAUACGCCCCGCCCGAGAAUCGAACUUAUGAACCCACGAUCCGUAGACCAACGCUCUACCUACUGAGCUAAGCGGGCGGGCUCUUAUAUAUUUGGAGCCUUACUCCAUGAUAUCGAAUUUGCUAUUGCUUUGCUUGUUGCGUUCAGGUACAUUUGGUAAUCACUAUGCCUUUUAGUAUUAGUUCUUUUAAUGUAAUGAUAUCUAAUAUCAAACUUAUUUGUUUGUAAAAUGAAAUGUAAAGUAUAUUUAUUUGAUAGGUUUACAAAGCACCUAUUCUUAUGUAAAAUAAAAUACCGGAAAAAUA
Messenger RNA from Mercenaria mercenaria, 4483 nucleotides. RefSeq lists its product as uncharacterized. The coding region runs from base 208 to 1047 and encodes 279 amino acids. The transcript has 2 exons. Gene Ontology annotation, cellular component: nucleus. The record is from RefSeq and is a predicted model, not a curated record. Lineage: Eukaryota; Metazoa; Mollusca; Bivalvia; Venerida; Veneridae.